AUGGAGAACUUGUUAGCUGCAAGUAUAGGGAUAUUACUAAGAAAUUUUGGCUGUCUCCUACUGCGCAUGGCCACUCAUAAUAUGGCUGUGGGUGUCAAUUUGACUGUUUUACUUCUCCGCACUAGAAGAAUUAGCUCUCUGUUUUUUCUUGAUUCUAACUGUCUAAACCUAUAUACAGUCCUAAUAGCUCGUAUCAGGAAAACAGCAACUAUUGGAUUGGUCGAUAUGUUACAAGAUCAUAGGAAUAGCACACGGAAUGAUUUUGCCUUCAGACUCUUGUCUAUGAUUAUACAUCCUGAUCUCAAAGCUAGCAAUAUAUUAUUAGGUGGAGAUAUGAACCCAAAAAUAUCGGAUUUUGGCAUGGCGAAAAUUUUUGGUGUUCACUAUCUCAAUGGAAUACAAAGAAGAUUGUCGAGACAUAGUACGUUCUACUUCCCAUUUGUUGUGUACAUCUUCAUUCAUCUUGACUUGUAUAUGAUGUGGAAUGGGAUUGAUUGUAGCGGUUACAUGGCUCCAGAGUACGCAAUGCGUGGCCGCUUCCCAAUAAAAUCUGAUGUUUUUUGUUUUUGCGUCAUGGUUUUGGAAAUCAUAACAUAA
Olea europaea var. sylvestris is the source of this 597-nucleotide messenger RNA. RefSeq names its product serine/threonine-protein kinase ppk21-like. Gene Ontology annotation, biological process: protein phosphorylation. Gene Ontology annotation, molecular function: protein kinase activity; ATP binding. The transcript has 4 exons. NCBI's taxonomy places the organism in Eukaryota, Viridiplantae, Streptophyta, Magnoliopsida, Lamiales, Oleaceae. Bases 1 to 597 code for a protein of 198 amino acids. The record is from RefSeq and is a predicted model, not a curated record.